Messenger RNA from Orcinus orca (killer whale), 1293 nucleotides. It is a transcript of the gene AMBN, whose product is annotated as ameloblastin. Gene Ontology annotation, biological process: odontogenesis of dentin-containing tooth. Bases 1 to 1293 code for a protein of 430 amino acids. The record is from RefSeq and is a predicted model, not a curated record. The transcript has 11 exons. Lineage: Eukaryota; Metazoa; Chordata; Mammalia; Artiodactyla; Delphinidae. Gene Ontology annotation, molecular function: structural constituent of tooth enamel.
AUGAAUCCCACAACUGAGACUGGUCUAGCUUCAGCAGCUGUAGACUUUGGGAGCAAGUACACAAGGGACUUGGGCCAGAACUAUCUUGGUUGGCAUCACCAGGCCCUGAGAGCACAGUGCAUGCCAGCAUUGAAGAUCCCACUUUUCAAAAUGAAGGACAUGAUACUGAUCCUGUGCCUCCUGAAAAUGAGUUCUGCAGUGCCGGUGUUUCCUCAGCAACCUGGGACACCAGGCAUGGCUAGUUUGAGCCUUGAGACAAUGAGACAGUUGGGAAGUUUGCAGGGAUUAAACAUGCUUUCUCAGUAUUCAAGAUUUGGCUUUGGGAAAUCACUUAAUUCUUUGUGGAUGCAUGGUCUCCUCCCACCACAUUCCUCUUUCCCGUGGAUGAGACCAAGGGAACAUGAAACUCAACAGCCAUCCCUGCAGCCUCCACAGCCAGGACAGAAACCUUUCCUCCAGCCCACCGUUGUAACCUCCUUCCAGAACACAGUCCAGAAGGGAAUACCUCAGCCUCCGAUUUACCCGGGACAUCCACCCUUGCAGCAAUCAGAGGGGCCAAUGAUUCAACAGGUGGCACCAUCAGAAAAGCCAUCAAAGACCGAGUUGUCAGGAAUGAAUUUUGCUGAUCCACAAGAUCCAUCGAUGUUUCCAAUAGCCCGUUUGAUAUCUGUGGGACCAGUGCCACAAAAUAAACCACCUCCACUUUAUCCAGGAAUAUUUUACAUGUCCUAUGGAGCAAAUCAAUUGGGAGGAAGAGGAGGCCCCAUGGCCUAUGGAGCCAUGUUCCCGAGAUUUGGAGGCAUGAGGCCCGGCCUUGGAGGGAUGCCCCCCAAUCCAGCCAUGGGCGGGGACUUUACUCUGGAAUUUGACUCCCCAGUCGCUGGAACCAAAGGCCCGGAGAAGGGAGAAGGAGGUGCACAAGACCCCCCUGUGCCGGAGGCCAACCCAGCCGAUCUGGAAAACCCAGCUCUCCUUUCAGAGCUAGCACCUGGUGCCCUUGGAGGGCUUCUUGCUAAUCCUAAAGGCAAUAUCCCCAACCUAGCAAGAGGCCCUGCAGGGCAGAGCAGGGGACCCCUCAGGGUCACCCCAGCAGCUGCAGACCCACUGAUGACCCCUGGAUUAGCUGAUGUUUAUGAGACCUACAGUGCUGAUGAGACCACAACUCUGGGUCUCCAGGAAGAAACCACCGUGGAUUCCACAGUGACCCCUGACAGUCAGCACACAUCGAUGCCAGGAAACAAGGCCCAGCAGCCCCAGAUUAAGCAUGAUGCAUGGCAUUUCCAAGAGCCCUGA